Messenger RNA from Nannochloropsis gaditana CCMP526, 445 nucleotides. RefSeq names its product enhancer of yellow 2 transcription factor-like protein. The transcript has 3 exons. Gene Ontology annotation, biological process: positive regulation of DNA-templated transcription; poly(A)+ mRNA export from nucleus; regulation of transcription by RNA polymerase II. The record is from RefSeq and is a predicted model, not a curated record. Bases 63 to 386 code for a protein of 107 amino acids. Gene Ontology annotation, molecular function: chromatin binding; transcription coactivator activity. Gene Ontology annotation, cellular component: nuclear pore; SAGA complex; DUBm complex.
AGGAAGCUCACCAUCCACGGCCCUUCUCAUGACGGGGAGCAGCAGGGAAUGUACGCCAACCGAUGAUGACCGAGGAGAGAGAGCAACUAGAGCGGCAAGAUGCCGCCGAUCAACAGCAGCAAAUGGCAAUCCUUCAACAACUUAUCGAAUCGGGAGAGAAGGACCGGAUUAAGGCGUUACUGCGCGAACGACUCCAGGAAUGGGGGUGGCAGGAUCAGGUCAAGGAAUUUUGCAAGGAAGUUAUGCGUAUAAAAGGCACAGAAAGCGUCACGCUCGAUGAAUUGGUUGAGCAGGUCCUUUCGAAAGCAAGAGCUGCCGUGCCGGACAGUGUCAAAGUGGAGGCGCUGAAAGAGGUCCGAGCGUUCCUGGAGACUGGGAAUGAUUGAAGAUGCCUUGCCGAACGCGAGUUUGUAAUAUUACAGAUAUAAAGAAAGAUCGCAUUGUC